Molecule: messenger RNA, 1786 nt
Organism: Perca flavescens (yellow perch)
Lineage: Eukaryota; Metazoa; Chordata; Actinopteri; Perciformes; Percidae
Gene: hs3st2
Product: heparan sulfate (glucosamine) 3-O-sulfotransferase 2
Exons: 2
Coding region: 66-1196 (376 amino acids)
Molecular function (GO): [heparan sulfate]-glucosamine 3-sulfotransferase activity
Source: RefSeq, a predicted model, not a curated record
CCGACCGCCGACCAAGGAGGAAGAGUCCGAUGGAAAACCAUGCAGCACUUUGAACCCAUGGAGACAUGGCACAUAGGUUUCUCUCAUCUACGAACAGAUUUAGCGCCAGAUUCGCCUUCAUAUUCACUGUGUCACUGUCCUGCACCUAUUUAUGCUACAGUACUUUUUUUUGUCGCAGCACAAUCAUGACAAACCAAGGUUACGAGGGGCAAAGAUGCCCCCCGAGCAAGAAAGCAGGAGGGAAGAAACUUCUUGGAGAAUUAAACAAUUGCGCUUCGCUGGAAGUCAGGUCCGCUCUGGAUGAGUCUGCUGCCCAGCGAGGAUCAAGUGAUCUCCGCGACCAAAGUAAAGCAUUUGCUUCGUCUGGAAGCCACUGGGCUGACAUGAAGUUGAGAAACAUGAGUGUUGCGCAAAAAUAUGGGAAUAAGAAGCUGCCUAAUGCGUUAAUAGUCGGUGUAAAAAAAGGAGGCACCAGGGCGGUGCUGGAGUUCAUUCGGAUACAUCCAGAUGUGCGCGCACUGGGAACAGAACCGCACUUUUUCGACAGAAACUAUGACAGAGGGCUUGACUGGUACAGGGGACUAAUGCCACGAACACUAGACAGCCAGAUCACAUUAGAGAAGACACCCAGCUACUUUGUCACCAGAGAGGCACCUAGACGCAUCUCCAGCAUGUCCCAUGAGACCAAGCUGAUUGUUGUGGUGCGUAACCCAGUCACAAGAGCCAUCUCUGACUAUACACAGACUCUUACCAAAAAACCCGACAUCCCUACAUUUGAAGAGCUGGCUUUUAAGAACAUAAGUCUGGGUCUCGUCGACACUUCCUGGAACGCCAUUCGGAUCGGGAUGUACAUCCUGCACCUGGAGAACUGGCUGCAGUACUUUCGCCUGUCGCAGAUGCACUUUGUGAGCGGGGAACGACUAAUCACGGAUCCGGCAGGGGAAAUGGGCCGUGUUCAGGACUUUCUAGGACUGAAACGAAUAAUCACGGACAAGCACUUCUACUUUAACCGAACCAAAGGCUUCCCCUGUCUGAAGAAGCCGGAGAGCAGCAGCCAGCCACGCUGCCUUGGCAAAUCCAAGGGCAGGACUCACGUACAGAUUGAACAGGAGGUUAUAGAGCAGCUGCAGGAGUUUUAUAGGCCAUUCAAUGUCAAAUUCUUUGAAACUGUGGGGCAAGACUUCAAAUGGGACUGAGAGUGCCAUACAGAAACGGUGCUGUUUUAAAAAAUGGCUGCCCUCUGGAGAGAAAUAUAAAUGAGGGUAUCGUUAGCUUAAUGUUUAGAUGACAAGUUUAGUGAGCUAUGUAAUACAAUGACACAAUUAAUAUAGAAAAAUACACAACUCAUUAAAAUCAUAUAAAUGGUUUCACAUCGUGCUGGGUUUUGGGUUUGGUCAUUCUGAUGUGCCAUUUCAUAUAUACAGUAUAUACAAAGCAUUAAUUCAUUAACCAAGCCUUUAACCAACAACCAUCACAAUGCCUUUCUGUCAUUUAGAAACACCAGACCUACAUUAAUGACAUUGUUUACAUAUUCAAAAUUAAAACCACCAGCUUUACUGUUAAAAUGAGAUUGCAACAUGAAAUUGCAGUGAAAUGUCAAAUGAAUAAUAAAAUAAAAAUCAGCCUGUCAGUUAUUCUGCAGUGAAAUCUGAAAAAAUUCAUCUCCUUAUUGCUGACAAAAGCUCAUGGACAACAGUGACAGAUUAACUGAAUACAUGUGCUGUAACUGUGCUGAGAAGAAAAAAUAACAGCUAUAUUGAAAUUAUAUAUUGAUGAUAUAGCAAUG